AUGUCCACUGCCGCUGCCACGACCAGCACCUCCUCCAAUGCUCUGAACGCCGUCUCCACUCCCGGCAGGCAACUGAAAAUGAGCACAGCUGGCAAAGCCGCUACCGACGCACAGCGAAAGCCAGGAAGCCCCAGCGAAGGUAGCCAGAGGAAGCAGCCGGCCAAAACGGCAUGGACCCAGGGUACCAAUCCUCUCACUCAGCGACCGACGAACCCUUCCCCAUCCAACGGCCUCGUAAACUCCCAAAAGCCCACCCCGACACCCUCGUCGGGCGAAACUGCGUCUCCAAUGCGGCACCUCAGCGAUCGGAUGAUGUACCUGUUGGCCAACCUCACUGGUCUUCCGGGCAUCAUUACACUGAAGAAUGGUGAAAAGUACUCUGGUGUGCUGUCCGGCACUUCAUUGGACCCUAGCGAGCUGCGUUAUGUCUUCAAGAUGGUCAAGAAAUUGAUGCCCGCCAGCAAUGCCCAGACCAAUGGCACAGGCGACGUUUCCGACGACUAUGUCGGUGCGGGUGACUACCACGUCAUGUCCUUUGACAUGAGCGACGUUGCCGAUUUCAAUGUCAAUAACGUGGUACUUGACAAGUCUAGCGCCAAGGGCCAGAACGGUACAUCGGGCUUCCGCACAGACACCGACAUUUCAGGCAAGAUGGCCUUCCGCGAGCGUGACCUCCAGAAAUGGGAGCCGUCCGAGGUCGACCCAAGCCUGACUCUUGAGUCAACGGGACGUACGACUGAAUGGGACCAAUUUUCCACCAACGAGCGCCUCUUUGGCGUAAAGAGCAACUACGAUGAGACUUUCUACACCACUACUAUCAACAAGAACGACCCUCAGUAUGCAGAGAGGGCUGCACGUGCUGAGAAGAUUGCUCGGGAGAUUGAAGGCAGCACUGCAACCAACGCACAUGUCCGCGAGGAGCGAGGAGGGUAUUCUGCUGCCGACGACAAUGGUGAUGAGGAAGACAAGUACAGCGGCGUGCGUCGAGACUUUCCGGCUCUGUCAACAGGCCAACCUAACCGGUAUACCCCGCCUGCGCGCCGUGCACCUUCCGCUCAGCCAACCGUACCCGGCGCUCCGGUCGAUCCUGCCAUUAUUUCCUCGUCUGUCGCACGACCUGGUUCGCAGAUCGCACAACGUGCCGCCAGUCCCGCUGCGCCAGCAGCCCCUGCAACUGAAGCCCCCAAAGCCCAGGAAGCCGCCAAAGAAGCACCCAAAGAAACCACAAAGGAAACCACCAAGGAGGCCCCUAAGGAGACUCCCAAACCCGGAUCAAAGCCAGCAGAUGUGCACAAAGCCAUCACGGAGCAACUACAGAAGCCCAGCAGUACCAUCAAGUCCACAGUGGCUGCCAUUCCCCCUCGCAAGGCCGGACGACCACACGAUGCAACAACCAAUGUGGAACAUGAUCUGUUGGAUUCUUUCAAGCAGUUCUCGGCCGCCGAAAAACUGCGCAUCUCUGACCGCCAGAGGGCUUUCGCUCGCGAAAACAAGGCAGUCAAGCUGAAUGACUUGAAGAAGUUUGCGCUCAACUUUAAGUUGAGCACACCAGUGCCAUCGGAUUUGGUUCCCAUUCUUGCUAAGGACGAGACUAAGCAGCAAGCCAUUGUCGACAAGGCUAACCGACAAGCGCUUGAGUUGAAGGCUUCGCCGCCUGCAAAACCCUCAACCAGCGCUUCCGACCCCAAAGCUGCCCCACGGCCAUCUGCUAAGCCUGAGCCUACCCAGGCUUCUCCAAGCACGACUGUUGACCGCCAACAAGCUCAGCGUCCCCGCCAGGGACAGCAGCCCUACGCAUCGGCUAGCAUGCGAGGUUCGCACCAGAACAUGAACAUCCCUCCUCGGAACCCGGGACUACUCAGCACUCGUCUACAGAUGAAUCAUCAGCAGCACAAACAACAGGGUGCAGUGCCCUACAAUGGCGUUCCUCAGCCAAUUCCAUCUCAAGACACUCGGGUGCCCCCUACUGGUUCUUCACAGCCUUCUAGCGGUGCUCAAACACCUUCCAGUGCGUCAAGGUUCAAUGUUCGUGCACAUGAGUUUAAGCCAAACCCAGCAGCGAACACUUUCCAGCCUGGUGGAAACCCAAGCGCCAGCUCCAGCCCUCGACCAAACUCAUCACGGCAAGAAGUUCGCAAGCCGCCUGUCACCAACUUCUUCAUUGGUCAAAGGCCAAAUGUAAAGUCUCUGGACGGCCCAACAACCUUCAACACUGUUGGACGUCUGGAAAAGGAGGUGCAAGGCAGUGAGAAGUCGCACUCUGAUAUCGCGCCUCCUUACAAGACUUUCCCCACUUGGGACUUCCCUGCAUCCAAUUCAAACAAGGGGUAUGAGCAGCUAUUCGAGCAUGCUCCUCCAGCAGUGCCCUUAUCAGCUCCUCAACACGUAAUGACUAGCGGUCCCAUGCCGCAUCAAAUUCCUCCUCAUCUUCAGGGUGCACAAGGUAUGCCACAAGGCCCAACGCCCCAACACACCCCCCGAGGCCCGCCAGUGCAGCCGCAUAUUGGCCAGAACCCACACCAGUUCGAAGCGCCCCACAUGCAAUACUCGCACUCGCAGUCAUCAGUCCAACCUUCACCGCGGCCCAUGGCACCUUUCAUGUAUGGAGCACAACCCCAGCAAAUGCCAGGCUAUCCCCAGCCUGUCCAAGUUCCUCAGUACGGCAUGAGCCCUAAUGUUCAGCAUGUACCUAUGCGUAAUGCGCAAGGCGGACAGUUCAUCCAACCCCCUGGCCCAGCAAUGGGAGGGCAAAUGAUGACGAACCAGCCUUCAAAUGGGCCUUAUAUGGGAAUGCCAGGUAACCCUCAAAUGCAAAUGUACUCUCCGGCUCCUGGUCCUGCAUACCCACAAUAUCCCGGCCACAUGCCUGGGCCUGGCGCCAAUGGGUUCCCAAGUCCGAGACCAGGUGCUCCGAUGAUGAGCCACCAAGGUUCACAGCAAGGCCACCACCAGCAACCUCACAUGAUGUACAUGCAGCCCGGAGCACCAGCACCUCAAAUGUACCAGAUGCAGCCAGGUUCUAUGGCUCCGAUGCGAGGACCUUAUCAACAGCCAUACCAGGGUGGACAUUACGGCUCGCCCCAGCAACAUCCUCAAUUCCCCCAACAACAUCGUGGUACACCAAGUGCAAGCUACUCUCAGCCUAUGAUGCAACAGCAUUCGACAGGGCCCCAGGUCCCACCGGCUGGCCCCGCUAACCAUGGUCCGGAAGCUGUCAAUGAAGCCAAAUGA
Bipolaris zeicola 26-R-13 is the source of this 3231-nucleotide messenger RNA. RefSeq lists its product as uncharacterized. The coding region runs from base 1 to 3231 and encodes 1076 amino acids. Lineage: Eukaryota; Fungi; Ascomycota; Dothideomycetes; Pleosporales; Pleosporaceae. Gene Ontology annotation, cellular component: cytoplasmic stress granule. The record is from RefSeq and is a predicted model, not a curated record. Gene Ontology annotation, molecular function: RNA binding. Gene Ontology annotation, biological process: cytoplasmic stress granule assembly. The transcript is spliced from 5 exons.